Messenger RNA from Penicillium egyptiacum, 1746 nucleotides. The record is from the annotation of a GenBank genome assembly. NCBI's taxonomy places the organism in Eukaryota, Fungi, Ascomycota, Eurotiomycetes, Eurotiales, Aspergillaceae.
AUGACUUGGCGGCGUUCUUUCAAAGACCGUCCUGCUGCGGUCGGCACUGUGUACGACCGGCAGACACAGCAGGUCUCAACUGCUGGCGGGAAGUAUAUCGGCGAGACAGGGGGCAAUUCUGCGGCAACGACAUACCAAGACGCAUCUGGCGCUCCAGUUGAGAACAACUCGCCGUUGGGAUACUCUGUCGGCCCCGUCACAAUUACCUUGCUGAACAUCACAAUGAUGAUCGGCGCUGGUAUCUACUCUACACCAUCAUCUAUCCUGUCCGGUACUGGCUCGGUCGGCGUCAGUCUCAUCUAUUGGACCCUCGGUUACUUGAUAUGUCUCACGUCUGGAGCUGUGUACCUUGAGUUUACGGCAUACUUCCCUAGUCGGUCGGGGUCAGAAGUCGUUUUCCUCGAACAAGCCUACCCUAAUCCAAAGUGGCUCUUUCCGACGACCUUUGCGGUCCAGAGCGUCAUUCUUUCGUUCGGAAGUGCCAAUGCUACAGUCAUGGCCAAGUAUCUUAUCGCCAUCUCUGGGCACACGGGCACUGACUGGCAAAUAAAAGGCACUGCUCUAGCCUGCUACAGUCUCGCUACGUUGACGCUGGUGUUCAACACGAAAUACGCAUAUUGGUUCUCAAAUGCUGUUGGGAUUGUGAAGAUUUGCACCCUUCUUUUCGUUAUAGUCACUGGCUUUGUUGUUUUAGGGGGCAAUACCAAGGUCGAGAACCCCAAGGCCAAUUUCCAAGACGCGUGGUCAGGUAGCUCUACAGCUUCCGCGUACGGAUUUACUACCGCACUGUACCGUAUCAUUUUCUCCUAUGGGGGUUAUAAUAACGCCUUCAAUGUUGCCAACGAGGUCAAGAAUCCCGUCAGAUCACUCAAAAUCUACGCCACCACUGCUCUUACGACAGUUUAUGCGUUAUACAUGUUCGCAAACAUCGCAUUCUUUGCUGCUGUUCCCAAGGAGGAGAUAGAGAACUCUGACCUAACGACUGCAAGUCUGUUCUUUGCGAAGGUCUUCGGCAAUAGCGGUGCAGUUCGCGGCCUCAACUUCCUCAUUGCCUUGGCUUCUUUCGGUAAUAUGAUCGCCGUGAUAAUUGGUCUAUCUCGACGGAUCAGAGAAUGCGGUCGACAGGGAGUUUUACCUUUCACGACGUUCUGGGUCUCGACUAAGCCCUUUGACACGACCUUAGGCCCGUAUGCCAUUAUUUGGUCUCUGACCGCGCUGAUGAUCCUAGCCGUCCCUGCUGGAGAUGCUUUCACUUUCGUCAAUGAUUUGCACAUCAUCCCUUCUGCUGCCUUUAACCUUGCAAUGGCUCUUGGUAUCUACGUUGUUCGCUGGCGCCGAAGUAAAGCGAACCUCCCCGAGCCCGAAUUCAAAGCCUGGAAUUUUGUGAUUCUGUUUAAUAUCCUCGUUCAGCUCUACCUCCUUGUCAUGCCCUGGUAUCCGCCAGCAGGUGGUCAGUAUGCUGGCGAUGUCAGCUUUUGGUAUGCAACGUAUGCCGUGACGGGAAUUGGAAUUCUUCUUGCCUGCGGCAUCUAUUACUAUGUUUGGGCCUUCCUUAUUCCCAAAUGGAGGGGCUACGAACUGCGACAGGAACUUUUGUACCUAGACGGUGGAGUUCAGAGCCACCGGCUCAAAAAGGUCCCUACCGCCGAGGUUGCAAAAUGGGAUGCGACGCAUGAUGUGGCUGGCCGUCUCAUCGAGUCGCCGGUUGAGAUUCAGGUCCAGGUGAAAGGCACCGAUAUGAUUUAG